This is a messenger RNA of Schistosoma margrebowiei, 846 nucleotides long. The record is from the annotation of a GenBank genome assembly. NCBI's taxonomy places the organism in Eukaryota, Metazoa, Platyhelminthes, Trematoda, Strigeidida, Schistosomatidae.
AUGAAUUUCCUAUUCGGUAAUCGAUUAUGCAGCAAAACAUUCAAACCACGUAAAAAUAUCUCUGAAACUAAUAAUAAUAACAAUAAUAAUCCUCCUACUAAUACAAGUAAUCAUAAUCCAACUACUGGUAAUAAUAAUAGUCACGAUGUCAAUGGUAAACAAAAUGAUUUAUUACCAGAAACUGCUGCAACAUUGGGUAGUGGUGAUUUACGUUUAGCUGUUCGUCUACCUGAAGGUGAAGAUCUACAUGAAUGGAUUGCUAUAAACACUGUAGAUUUUUUCAAUCAAAUUAAUAUGCUUUAUGGUACAUUACUUGAAUUUUGUACGGACGAUACAUGUCCAAUUAUGUCAGCUGGUCCAAAGUAUGAAUAUCAUUGGGCUGAUGGGCAAACAGUGAAAAAACCACUGAAAUGUUCUGCACCACAUUAUAUUGAUUGUUUAAUGAUAUGGAUUCAAAAACAAUUAGAGAAUGAAGCUAUAUUUCCAUCGAAAAUUGGUGCUCCAUUUCCACGUGAUUUUCUUAAUGUAGUCAAAGUGAUAUUAAAACGUUUAUUUCGAGUUUAUGCACAUAUUUAUUAUCAACAUUUUUCUGAAGUACGAGAUCUACAAGAAGAAGCUCAUUUAAAUACAAGUUUUAAACAUUUUAUAUAUUUUGUAUUGGAAUUUAAUUUAGUUCAAAAACGUGAACUUGUUCCAUUACAACACUUAAUCGAUUUAUUAACAACAAAUGAAUCUACCACAAAUGAUGAACAUAAUAGCAAUAAUGAUAAUGGUUCUGCAUCACAUAAUUAUUCAUUACAAACAACUACUAAUGAUAAUAUAAGUAGUAUAAUCAAUGAUAAUUAA